Messenger RNA from Olea europaea var. sylvestris, 3223 nucleotides. RefSeq names its product glutamate receptor 3.6-like. Gene Ontology annotation, molecular function: glutamate-gated receptor activity; G protein-coupled receptor activity. Gene Ontology annotation, biological process: G protein-coupled receptor signaling pathway. The transcript is spliced from 7 exons. Bases 345 to 2966 code for a protein of 873 amino acids. Gene Ontology annotation, cellular component: plasma membrane. The record is from RefSeq and is a predicted model, not a curated record. NCBI's taxonomy places the organism in Eukaryota, Viridiplantae, Streptophyta, Magnoliopsida, Lamiales, Oleaceae.
GUGCCCUGUAGACUACGCAAAAUAUACAAGUCUUCGUUGUCUCCUCGACCAUAUGAGAAAUUAUUUUCUAAUCCAACAUAACUGACCUUUUUUUUUUCGUCCGUAAAAAAUUGCUCGUCUUUCAUAUGUGCUUCGUUUAUUAGUGGCAGAUUUUAUUUCAUUUUUUGCUCUGCUAGUGUUAUACCGGCAUGGGAAUACAACUUCAACUGCUUUUUUUCCUUUGAUUUUACCCCCCAAGUUUCUUCCACAUGGAACUUGUCUGGGUUGCUGCAAGUGGCUUCUGGGUUUUCUUUGCUGGUAAUUGAUCUUCUGGUCCUAAAGUUAAAUGCUGGGUUUGGCUUACCAUGAAACUAUUUUUGGUGUUGGUCUUACUGGCUUUCUUCUAUGGUUACGGAGUUUCUAAAAGUUUCUCAGCAAGGCCAGAUGUAGUGAGCAUUGGUUCAGUACUUUCAUUUGAUUCUAUCAUUGGUAAAGUUGCAAAAGUUGCUAUAGAAGCUGCAGUGGAAGACGUGAAUACCAACUCAGAUGUUCUUGGAGGAACCAAGCUCAAAUUGACGUUGCAUGAUUGUAAUUUCACUGAAUUAUUAGAAACGAGAAAGGUUAUCCGCUUCAUGGAGACAGAAACUGUAGCUAUAAUUGGACCCCAAUCCUCCGUUACCGCCCAUGUUGUGUCCUAUUUUGCAAAUGAGCUGCAUGUCCCGUUAUUAUCUUUUUCAUCGACAGACCCGACCCUGUCUCCACGUCAGUUUCCAUUUUUAGUAAGGACGUCUCCCAACGAUCUUUUUCAGAUGGCUGCAAUUGCUGACAUCAUAAAUUACUAUGAAUGGAGAGACGUAAUUGCAAUUUAUGUUGAUGAUGAUUAUGGGAGGAACGGUAUAGCUGCCUUAUCUGAUCAGCUGGCUGCUAGGAGCUGUCUGAUUUCUUAUAAAGUACCUUUAAAGUUUACAGCAAACUUAGAUGAGAUAAGAGAUGCCUUGGUUCGGAUGGCUUUAAAAGAGACCCGGGUUCUUGUUGUUCACGCUUAUCCGGAUAGUGGUCUAGACAUAUUUGCUACUGCAAAAUAUUUGGGGAUGAUGGAUGUGGGAUAUGUGUGGCUUGCUACAAAUUGGCUCUCGACUCUCUUGGAUACGUAUGCUUCUGUGUCUUCAGAAGCAACUAAGAAUAUCCAAGGAGUUAUCACAUUGCGUAUGCACAUUGCAGAAUCAAAAUUAAAGAAAGACUUCGUAUCACGGUGGAGCAAUCUGACUAGAAGAGAGGAAAUCCAUGCCUCUAUUGGUUUGAACACAUAUGGUCUAUAUGCCUAUGACACGGUUUGGUUACUUGCUCAUGCCAUCGAUAAUUUUUUUGAGCAGGGGGGAAACAUUUCUUUUUCUUCUGACCCAAAGUUAAAGGAAUUGCUUGGAGGCACACAGAAUCUUAAUGCUUUGAGCAUCUUUAAAGGAGGGAAUCUGUUGCUUGACAGCAUUUUAAAGGCCGAUAUGACAGGUGUAACAGGACCAUUCAGGUUUACUUCAGACAGGAACCUCAUUCUCCCUGCAUUUGAAGUUAUUAAUGUCAUUGGCUCGGGAUCUAGAGUGGUUGGUUAUUGGAAUUUUUCUGGCUUAUCUGUGUUGCCUCCAAAUACACUCUAUACUAAGCGUCUGGACCAUUCUAGUUCUAAUAAGAAGUUACAUCCUAUAAUUUGGCCGGGGCAAACAACAAAGAAACCUCGUGGAUGGGUGUUUCCACACUAUGGGAGGCAUCUGAAAAUUGGUGUCCCAAAUCGAGUGAGUUUCAUGGACUUUGCUUCCUAUGUACCUGGCACUGAUAUGUUCUCAGGAUACUGCAUUGAUGUUUUCACUGCUGCAAUAAACUUACUUGCAUAUGCUCUUCCACAUAAACUGAUCCCCUAUGGGGACGGUCAUAACAACCCAAGUGGCACUGAGCUUAUCCGCUUGAUUACCUCAGGGGUUUUUGAUGCCGCAGUAGGUGACAUUGCAAUAACAACUAAUAGAACAAGGAUGGCAGAUUUUACCCAACCAUUUGUUGAGUCUGGGCUAGUUGUAGUGGCACCAAUUAAGGAGUCUCAUUCUAGUUCUUGGGCUUUUCUCCAGCCAUUUACUUGUACGAUGUGGGUUGUCAUGGGAGUUUUCUUCCUAUUCGUGGGAGUCGUCGUUUGGAUAUUGGAGCAUAGGAUAAACGGCGAUUUUCGUGGACCUCCUAGGGAACAGUUCAUUACCAUUCUAUGGUUUAGCUUCUCCAAUCUCUUUGUUGCCCGCAGAGGAAAAAUUGUAGGCAGUCUUGGACGCUUUGUGUUUAUCCUGUUGCUUUUCGUGGUUUUAAUAAUCAGAUCCAGUUACACUGCUAGCCUAACAUCAAUCCUUACAGUGCAGCAGCUUUCUUCUCCAAUUAAAGGAAUUGGAAGUCUGCUAAAUAGCAAGGACCCUAUUGGUUAUCAGCAGGGUUCCUUUGCUCGAGAUUAUCUGGUUGAAGAACUUGGCAUUCAGGAGUCUAGACUUGUUCCGCUCAAGUUACCAGAAGAUUAUGUUAAAGCUUUAAAGGAUGGUCCCAAAAAUGGUGGUGUAGUCGCUGUAGUUGAUGAGCGCGCGUAUGCAGAAGUCUUUCUUUCAACGCAUUGUGAAUUUAGUAUUGUGGGUAAAGAUUUCACGAAAUAUGGAUGGGGAUUUGCAUUUCAACGGGGCUCCCAACUGGCAGUCGAUAUGUCAACAGCAAUUCUGAAACUGUCAGAGAAUGGCGAGCUCCAACGAAUCCAUGACAAGUGGUUGUUAAAAAGUGCGUGCAGUUUAGAAGGUGCAAAACUCAACGAAGACCGACCUUCAGUCAGGAGCUUUUUAGGCCUCUUUUUGAUAUGCGGAUCAGCAUGCUUGUUUGCUCUGCUCAUAUAUUUUGUAAAAAUGAUACGCGAAAUUAACUGGGGAGGGAUUGCAUUGGAAGUGUUGGCCAAAAUGCAUCGACUGAUUCCAUAAAGCAGACAGAAACACCUUUCCCUUAAAGCGUUAGCCCCCGAUACAACAUUUAAAUUUCUCCCAGUCAGCUUCAAGAAAUCGUUCUCUUUAGUUUUGUUCUUCAGAUUGGAACUGCAUUUACUAUUUUGUAAGAUUAUGUAAAGAAACAAAAUUAAAAUAAAGUGUUAGCAAGGACAGGCUUGUCACUAAUUUUGUGGUGUGGAUUCUUCAUAAUUGUAUCUGAUGAAGUUCUUCAACUCAAUCUCUUCUCUCUCUAA